Molecule: messenger RNA, 1840 nt
Organism: Oreochromis niloticus (Nile tilapia)
Lineage: Eukaryota; Metazoa; Chordata; Actinopteri; Cichliformes; Cichlidae
Gene: nkiras1
Product: NFKB inhibitor interacting Ras-like 1
Exons: 4
Coding region: 165-743 (192 amino acids)
Biological process (GO): Ral protein signal transduction; negative regulation of canonical NF-kappaB signal transduction
Molecular function (GO): GTPase activating protein binding; GTP binding; GTPase activity
Source: RefSeq, a predicted model, not a curated record
GAGCAAAGUUGGUGAUCUUCGAGGGCUCUGACGUAUGGUGAACUGCGCAUGCGCUUUGACAGAACCUGUCGCUCUUUAAUCUCACAGCAGAAUGGAUCCUCCGGUUGUGGUUCUACGCUUGCAGACUUGACGGAAGCCUCGUAUCUUCCACACUAAAACUCGACAUGGGAAAAGGCUGUAAAGUUGUGGUGUGCGGCCAGGCGGCUGUUGGAAAAACUGCUAUUCUGGAACAGCUGCUGUACGGAAACCACACUGUAGGGUCAGAGUCUAAUGAGACACAGGAGGACGUGUAUGUGGCCUCUGUGGAAACCGACCGAGGUGUCAAGGAACAGCUCAGGCUCUAUGACACCAAGGGACUGAAUGAUGGACAAGACCUCCCUAAGCACUAUUACUCAGUGGCAGACGGCUUUGUGCUUGUUUACAGUGUUGACAGCUUGGAGUCUUUCAAGAGGGUGGACAUUCUGAAGAAAGAAAUAGAUAAGUCCAGAGAUAAAAAAGAGGUGAUGGUCAUAGUGCUGGGGAACAAAACAGACCUGCGGGAGCGUCGUCAGGUAGACCACGAGGCAGCACAGCAGUGGGCGCGAGGCGAGAAGGUGAAGCUGUGGGAGGUGAGCGUCACUGAACGCACCUCGCUCAUCGAACCGUUCACCCAGCUCACCAGCCGCCUCACGCAGCCUCAGAGCAAGUCGGCCUUCCCUCUGCCUGGACGUAAAAGCAAGGGGACCCCAUCCAAUGACAUCUGACACACACGCUCCUUCCUGCGUUCACUCCCAGCAGCGCGCUGUGGGCGGGAUGUUGGUUUAGCAGUGGGACUCGUUUAACCGUUUGGGAUUUUUGCUUGAUGACAUAAUUGAUGGCCUGCUUCAAGUACGGCCCUGGAGGAAGGAUGUGGUUACACAGGAACACAUCUGAUACAGGAAUGUACAGUUUCUCUUUUUUAGCUUUUUAAGUGGUAACGACACGCUGGAAAUAUUUAGUAGGUUAUACAUCUUUCCAGCACUGCUGCAUUCACUGAUCUCUGUACCUGCGCAGAGGCUCAGAAAACAUUUUAUGUAUUUUUAUUUGAAUAGUUGUUUCUUCUGACUGCAGUUUCUCGUGCUUACAUUGAUCAUACGUCUGCCAAGUUUGGGAACUGUGCCUGCUGUCGAUGAAACUACAGAUGGAUGCAGCCUCUAUGACAUCACCGCUUUAUCAAGUCUCAUUAUGAAGCCGUAGAUGAGUGUUUUUGCUGUCAGUUCCUUAGGAUUUUGAACUAAGGUGGUGACAGCGAGAAGUGGAGCUCACUGUAACACCUCAUUGGCUUACAUGAUUGGCAAGUAGUUUGCCAAUGAGCUAGAAUAAUCAGAUUUUUAAACAGGUUAUGUGUCCAAUAUGAAGUGAAACGCAGUCAUCCAGAAGGUGUUUAUGGUCACAGACGGCUCUUUUCCAGGAAUCAGUGUCAUGAAAAAGAUCGCAGGUUUGAGGCCACGACCGUCGUUCAUGCUGUUUAUGAUUAAAACCUGUGCUCACACUUGUUCGUCCUUUGAGUUAGGCACCUUUUGUAUGCUUGAAUGAUUCAUAGAUCAGUGUUAAGUGGCUUAACAAACAUUCCUCUGAAAAUAGCAGAUCUGAAGAAAACUUUGUAAGAACUUCAGGAAACCAUGAACGAUCGCUCAGGAGUCUUGCUCCAAAGAAAAAGAGGGGGGGGGUUCAGACCUUUGCACGGUACUUUAUAUCUGGAGCCAAAAAUGUCAGAAACAUCUUUGCUGUGUUGCUUAAAACUGCUCCUGUGAUGAUGAGAUGUUCCGUUGGAUUGAUCGAUCCAUUAUCGUCUGUACCUGUUACCAUGGACAGUGACUUU